AUGAAUGCGUCUAGUGGUGUGACGCAGGUAGAUGAGAACACCGUCUUCCGAAUCGGAAGCGCCCCGAAGCUUUGGACUGUAUAUACUUUACUGGCCUCCGCGAGAGAAGUGUCGUUGCAUGAUCCGGUGACGAAGUGGGUUCCUGAACUGCAUGCCUCUACCGCUACUGGGGCAGAUGAUGCGGUUAAUUUCGUGCGUUGGAAGGAUUCCCAACUCUGCGCAAAAACGAUACCCCGCCCUGUGGCGCGACAGCGGCUUGUACUAGAGCUCAAUUCUAACGGCAUAAACCCUUUGGCUCCCACAUCAUAUACCCCUAUCUACCCGAACGCCGCAAUACAGAUUCUAUUCUACGCUUUGGAAGCAAUAACCAACAAAACUUACGACGCUCUUUUGGAGGAAUACCUUUUCGAGCCUCUGGGUCUGAAUGAAGGGUACUAUAGUGUUCCCGCAGAUAACGUGGGAAUCAUUCCCGGGAAUGCGUCGACAAGUCUUUGGGGGGGGUUGAGUGCUGAAGAUGAAACUCCGGCUGGCGGUUUAUACGCCUCAAUAACACCUUUAUUAUCGCCCGAAACAACGCGCCGAUGGCUCAAAUCCAUGACUCACACUGCCUUUCUUCCUUAUUCUGUAGGCGUAUCAUGGGAAAUAUUUUCAUUUGAGAACAGCGACGGCCGGAUAGUAUAUGUGUACAGUAAAUCCGGAGACUUGGGUGCUUAUUCAUCCAUGACCGCUCUUCUACCUGACUACCACGUUGGAAUCACCUUUCUCGCAGCUGGAGAAGGGACUACGGCUCUCGUUGCUACGUUGACGGAUAUUGUUGCCAGUUCAUUGAUUCCAGCGCUGGAGUUAGCAGCGAGAAAGAUAGCUGACAAAGUCUACAUGGGUACCUACAGCGCCCAAGAUAAUACGACGAAAACAAUUCCGUCGUUGGUGAUCACUAUUGACGAUGGCGCAGGUCUCAAAUUAGAGCAAUGGUCAAAGAUUCGGUGGAUAUGUGUCAAGUGGACUAGAUGA
This is a messenger RNA of Talaromyces amestolkiae, 1011 nucleotides long. RefSeq lists its product as uncharacterized. The transcript has 3 exons. NCBI's taxonomy places the organism in Eukaryota, Fungi, Ascomycota, Eurotiomycetes, Eurotiales, Trichocomaceae. The record is from RefSeq and is a predicted model, not a curated record. Bases 1 to 1011 code for a protein of 336 amino acids.